AUGAAUGAGGCGAAAUUACUUGAACAAUUUUGCCGUGAUGGAGAACUGCAAUUUCGCGCAGGAAUUCAUGCGUUCAAACCAUGGUGUGAGAAUCAGAUAACCGAUUUGCAAGUGUUUGAUGAGUUAGACGCACAGUCUGUGAUAGAACAUGGCCAGACUGUGUUGUAUCGGCUUGCUCUAUCUUGCUUUCCACAUGCGCAACUUACCCAAUUCCCCCAGACCAUCACAAUUAACCGUCAUGGUACGAUCUCGUUUGCCACAAGUCGAGAGUUUCUGUGCAAAGUGAGCCAGAAAAUCAACGCUUUGAACGCAUUGGUCGUGAUUCAGCACUGUUUUGCAUUGCAAGAAUUUAAAGUGAUCGGAGCUCUGGUCGAUCGAUUUCCGCCAUAUAUACUACCGCACUGGAAUCCAAGUGUAUUACAGGUGGAAGAGAACAAAUUGAUUGAAUUGCGCUAUUCAAUUUUGGGCAAACCAACCCCGUUAUUCUAUUGGUGUUUUCACGGAUACGGUGUUCAUAAUCGGCAAGCUUUUGUCGAUUCUUUUGAUCUGCGGCAUCAGAUUGGUUUGCGUAUCCCUCAAGCCGGACUGGACGAUGCAGGGGAAUAUUAUUGCUGCAUACUUAAACGCGAAGAUCUGGGAUUUUUUGCGCAGACCCAACCCGUCAGAAUCAGAGUCACAUCAAAGGUCGUCUCUCUGCAAAACCUCAAUUCCAAUGAAAUUAUCCAUGUGAUUAAACAAUUCGAACAAACUCUGGCACCCGGAGUCUACGGAUUUGUCUAUUUGGGUUCACACGGAUUUCGAAUACACGGCCAUGAAUAUGUCCUGGCCACGGACGCCACCAUGGACAAACAGCUGCCCAAUCAAAAACAGUCCGCAGACGUACCUCCUAUUUCUCAGUACCAGAGAAACAAACUUUCUCUCCACGAGUUAACCAGACGCGGGCUGAUCAGUGUGGAUGCACUCACUUGUCGACUGAACGCACGCAGUCCCAGUAUUGCAGUCCUGGUAGUGGAUGCAUGCCGUCAGAACUAUGCAGUGGACCAGUCACAACAAUGGGCAGCGGACAGUGUGUUGAAAAAUGUGACCGCAUUAAAUUUCUACAAUCCCUCCAAUCUGGCAGUGUUGUACGCUUGCCAGGCUGGUGCUCAGGCAUACGAGGAGGAGGGUUCUGUUCUGUGCUUUGUACUGAACAAUGUGCUACGAGAUCACUCUGAACUUCCGGUGGUGAAGCUCUUGGAAAAGACACGGGAUACGUUCGAUCGGUUGCGAUUAUUGAAAGACAAACCACAAGUACCUGGCGGUACAGAAAUCGAUGACAAAUGGGACUCGGUGGAAACGAUUCAACAACAUCCGGAACUUAGACCACCGCAACCAGCUCGUCAAUUGGCGACACGAGUGAAUGUGAUUACCAUAGCAGGAAAUACGGAUCGUGCCACAAGAUUUGAUCAUAAAGCCCGAGAACAGGAUGAAUUACCGGAAGCUGUCUGGAAUCGAAAACUGUCGGAUAAAAUACGUCUAUUCGGAAACCCGGCCUGGAAAGAUAUGUGGUACUAUGCGAACGCAGCAUCGAACGACUCCACUCCGGAAUGGUUUCGUGCACACUACGUGAGAAACAACGUAUUGCGACUGGAAAUCGACGUGGAUCGGACGACGGGUUUGCCGAUGGCCUACUUUGAGAUGACGGAAUUGACCUCAGUAUGGAAACCUUGUCGGGUUGAACUCGAGGAAGGACAAUCACGUCAGUAUAUCCAUUUGACCGGGCAUUACCGUAUCGUGCUUGUACGGGAUUUGCAAAGACUGAACGCACCGUACCAAACGAUUCGACAGAUCCCAAUUCAAGUGCAUCGAAUCUCAUCGGAAUCAUUUCAGAGCGCACCGUUUGGUCGUCGAUGCGGUUGUAUCGUGAACACAAUCAAACUCAACUGUCCUCCCAUUGUCCGCGCAUGGUAUACAGACCCGGCUAGUACAAGACAGAACUGA
Echinostoma caproni is the source of this 1980-nucleotide messenger RNA. The record is from the annotation of a GenBank genome assembly. Lineage: Eukaryota; Metazoa; Platyhelminthes; Trematoda; Plagiorchiida; Echinostomatidae.